AUUUGCUCAGAGCCGAAGGAGUACAGGGAGUUAACACCGUGCGCUGAAGAGAGCGAUGGCAUGAACUCUUGUUGUAAUGUUUAAAGGCAAAUGGACUUUGGUAGCAUGCUAGUUUUCAGCCUGAAAAAAAUUGACGCUGUGAGCCACGGUGAUGUUUAAAGGGAAGUCUCGGAAGUUUAGUGGGCGUUACCGAAUCGCCCAGCUGUGAGUCGUGUGGUGGCCUACUUUUCUGCAUAACCAUCGCGAUGCCAUGGUGAUUUUUAUUUUUCCCUUUUAAGCAAGAACGGGAUCUGAUAAACAUUCUUUUCCGUCCAGUCGAGGGACUUUUUUUUUCAAUGCUUUUUCCCUCUCGAUCCAGUGAAGACGUUUUUCGCCGAAGGGCCGAGCCCUGAAGGCGAGCAAGCGAACGGGUUAGAAUAUUUGGCAGUGGCGGAAGUUGCCGGCUGAAGAAAUUCCGGAUGGUAGUGGCAGUGGAGAGUUGUAUCGAGGAUAGCUCCGCAUUUUCUUACUUCAGACGGUUUUAAAAUUGGAUUAUUCUCAGAAAUCUUUCAGGGAAGAAGAAUACUACUAUUAUCCGCUGGAAUAAGCAGUGACGUCCUACUAUCUCAAAUUACUGCGAUGAUCCUCAGGAUCGUUUUAUCUGUGAUAUUAACAGUGUUGAUUGCAGCUAAUUAGUUUCCUGUUAUUUAUUAUUAUCGUGUUGCCUUGCCAUCUAUGAAUUUUAUAAAUUGGCGAAAAUGCAUCCUACAUAUCAGCAUAGCCGGAACUAUUAUCGAGAUCCAGGGUACCAAGGCCGUAGAGGAAGUGGAUAUGGAAGUUAUUACGUGAAAAAGAGUAUGCCACCACGAGGACCUACCACAUCACCACCUGUUCAUCCUUCUAGUAACACUCCAAAUAUGAGCUCUCAUUCUGUCUCAGGCUCAGCUGGCACUGGGUCUGCUACUAAUUCUUCUAGUUCUUCUCACUCAGAACAGCUCAGUAAAACUAAUUUAUACAUUCGUGGCCUGACACAGAAUACAACUGAUAAAGACUUAUAUAAUUUAUGUGCACCAUAUGGGAAUAUAAUAUCUACUAAAGCAAUAUUAGAUAAACAAACCAAUAAGUGCAAAGGCUAUGGCUUUGUUGACUUUGAAUCUCCAAUUGCAGCUGAAGCAGCUGUCAAAGCAUUAGCAAAUCAAGGUGUUCAAGCUCAAAUGGCUAAAGUAUGUUAUACACGGCAACAAGAACAAGAUCCAACAAAUUUGUACAUUGCCAAUUUACCUCCAUUUAUGACAGAAUCUGAAUUAGAAGAUAUGUUAACUCCAUAUGGAAAUGUUAUUUCAACACGUAUAUUAAGAGAUCAAGGAAUGAAUUCUAGAGGUGUCGGAUUUGCACGAAUGGAUAAUCGUGAUAUGUGUGAAACCAUCAUAGGAAGAUUCAAUGGAAAAAUUCUUCCAGGAUGCAAAGAGCAAUUGCUAGUUAAGUUUGCAGAUGGAGGAAAUAAGAGGAGAAAUCAGUUCAAAAGUCAAGAACAAAGGUUAUGGCAUGAUAGAGCUGAAGGAAUUCAGUUAUAUGAUCAGAGUGCUAUAAAUCAGAAUGGUGUUGCUUCUCAACUUGUGAGUCCUAUUGGUGGUUAUCAAAGAUCAUAUUCAACACCUGUAUCACCCUAUCAACUUCAGCCUAAUACCACUUGGGUUCAUCAACCUCAAUAUAUUGUGCAGCAACCACUGACACCAAUGUUACCUUCUUCACUGGAACCAAUCCAUUAUAGUACUAUUGGAUUACCUCAAUUAACUGCACAUAUGUCUCAAUUGCAGUUGUCUGCAACAUCAUAUGUAACUGGAGCUCCCCAUGCUUUUACUGGAACAACUUCUGCACCUGGCCUCUACCCUCAAGCAGCUCAUCUUGUUCAACCAGUGCCACUUCCAGAGGAUCCAAUGAGUGCCAGUGUUCCUCCUAGUGGUACAACUGCAGGAAAUGAGGAUCCAAAUAUGUAUUCUCAGCCCUAUAACCAAUCGAAAUGAAAAUCCCAAUCAUGGACAAAUUCAUACUGAUGCAACUCUUCAUGUAUAUGAUUUCCUUGACCUUCGGACAUCUCUCAGAGUCUGAUGAUCAAGAAUCAGUCUGAUUACAUUGGUUUCUUUCCUCAAUUUCUAAAUGAUGAUGGACUUCAUACAAAGUUUAAAAAGAGAAUAUUUUUUAUUUUAUUAUUCAUCUAAAAAGCUAUUUUUUAAACCCAAAUGUUAUUUCUCGAGAUUCUCUACAUGACAUCUGUUGUCGGUUGUUGACUCGCUAAUGGAAUUUUCCUUCCCAAGAAAGACUUGUUUCAGAGAAUGAUUGCCAAUGCCUACACGCAUUCCCUACUUUUCAAGUUUAAUAUGAGUGAUUUUAUGGACACCGUAGUGAUGUAGUUUUUUAACUUAAAUAAACUGACAUUUGAAGGUUUGUGGAAUGUGGAUCCUUUUUUUAAGGAUCAUUGAUAUUUUGUUUCUUUAUAUGCACUAAAAGUUGUGUCACACUUGAGCGAAUCUGUUAAAAGUACAGGAGAGAUUUUAUUGUGACACAUGACUGACUUUUUUGUGUUGCAAGUGUAUUUUGCAGCGAAAUUCUUUUUUGUUUAAAGACAAUAAGUUUCAUGUUUUCAUGUUAAAUGUAUGUCUCAUACGGUGAUGUGAUGUGCAUUGUUCUGUCCCUUGUCUGAAAUUUAGAUUUAGAUUUUAGUUGUAGUUUUGUAGGAUUUAGAAAUGUAGGUAUUGCGUUUUUCGUACCUACACAGUGGCCUGUCAUUCUGGCUAUGAUAACUGAAGGAUACGCACGGAUUUCAAGACACUGAUUGUGACUCACAGUAAGAAUGUAUUCACUUCUCAGCAAAGUGAUUAAGUUGUUAAAAGAAGCCUUCAACGCAAGAAAAUGUGAAAUCUUGUGGAUUCGUGCCUUUUUAUGACCUGCCUCUAGUUUUCCUUAUUUGUACCUUCUUAAAUAUCAUGAUCUAGUGUUCAUCAAGAAAAAUAAAGCUGCUUUUUUUAAUUAUUUAAAAAAAUAAUUACUCAUAAAUGAAUAUGGGGGAAAUACAAUUUUUGUGGGUACUUAAAAUAUUUUUUUUUAACUUACAUUGGUGCUUUCAUCGUAACUAUGUAUGUUAAAAUGAGGAAUAGAUCUGUUUAUAGAAAACGUAAAAAGCUAGGUAAGUUUUUAACUUUGAAUAAAAUGACAGGGAAUAUCUCAAAUGAAUUACCAUUUUUGAAUUGCUUUUAAAUGCAUGCAUUGUCUUCCUUUUACACUUCUAAUUUAAAUUUUCUGUUCAUUUUAAAGAUAAAUAUUUUAUUGCUGUCCUUAAUUGUUUUUAAUUUUUACCAUAAAUUUUAACUGCAAGUGUGUGCCGUUUUUCUUUGUGCGUAUUGCUAAGAUUAAAUUGGUUUGAAUCAUUGGAAUAUCCAAUUCUAAUUAAUUAAAAUCAUUUGCUUUCUAGAGUUAAUUUCUAAUUCUAAAUUUAAAAAAAAUAAAAGUUUAUGUGUACUCUCAUUUCUAAAAUGUUAGCUCAAAUUACUUUUGUCCAGUCAUGAUUUUUUACAAGUGCCCUAUUUACCUAUCCCUCUCCCAUAAUCAGUCUUCCAAUCAAAAUUUGUAACAUUUUUCUAGAAUCAUUCAUGUAAUAUUUUAGAUUGCCUUUAAAUCAUAGUUAACCAAAAAGUGAAGUAGAUACUAUCCAUCAUUGUAGUUGGCAUUAAAAUGAUUUCUUGCAAAGAGCAUCAAUACAGAAAAAUGUGAGCUUGUUAAUAAUGCCAUUCCUAUGUUAUAAGCUGUUACAUCUGUAAGUUUGCCUCUCCCUUUUUAUUGAUACUGAUAAAUGCCAAAAUAUGAGAAGUAGAAUUAAUGGCAAAAAAUUUUAUGGAACAAAAACUUGUGCCCAUUUUGCUGUUUUAUUUUAUAGAAAUUUUAUUUAAAAAAUUAACCAUUCAGAUAUUGUCAUUGUAAGAUGUUCUAUUUAUUUACUAUGUGCUGCAGAUCAUGUGUUUGCUGCAUCAUUAUCAUGUGUUAUAUACUAAUUUAUUUUGUAUUUAAUAUCAAUAUAGCUUCUUAUAUCAUUUUGUAAUAUCUGUAAUUUUUUUAAUGAUUAGCUCAUAUCUGGGCACAAAAUUGUUGAGUUCCUAAUUUAUUCUAUAAAAAGUAAGCAAUAAGAGUAGUAUCUGUUAUGAGUAGAUAAAUGUUUAUUUUUUGUCUUAGAAAUCUGACUUUACAAGGAAUUGAAUGUUUUAAUAGUAUAAUGUUAAUAAUUAAACAUGUAAAAUCUAUUUUUGAAUUUUAGAUUUUAAUUUGGGGACUUUAUAAUGGGCAUAAAACUUUUAUUUUCUUGUAUGGUCACAUGUUGAACAUUUUUACUGGGUAUAAAUUAGUGAAUGCAAUAUAAUUCUUUUAUAUUUCCAUCAACAGAUUGCAACAUCUUUAGAUGUAAUCUUAAUGAAAUCAGUACUUUAAGAUAACUAUUGUUAAAUUUUCUUAUAUAAUGUCUUUAUUUUUUUAAAUGAUACACUCAUUGACAUUCCUGAAUUUUAUACUGAAAAAUGUUAUCUCUACAGAGUAUUUGAAUGCCUCAGUAGACAUAGAUUGAAAUUUUGUCAUGUAUGUAGUUUAAAAUUGUAUUUCUUAAUUGUAAAUUUAUUUACCAUAGUAUUGCAGUUUCAAAACCUAUGAUUCACUGUAACAUUCCAUAGCUUGGAGGGAAAAAAGUAUAUUUGUUGUGCUUGAAUACCAAAGUUUUUAUUUUCUUAAAUUUUGUGUAUUGUGUGUUAUGUGAUCUUCAGUAUAUUUGCACUCUGAAAAUAAAAUAAAAUUAUCUGCAGGUAUACAGGGUUGAUUGUGUCCCUUGAGGUUAUGAUUAAUAAUAAUGGUUAAUAUGAUCUCCUGAUUUAUUCAUAUCUGAAGUACUUAAUGGCUUAGAUAUAUUAUUUUCUAUCCUGAUUUCAUUUAGAAUUAUUAAAAGAGCAAAAUUUGAAAUUCAGAGAAGUAAAAUCUAGGCAUAAUAUAGAUUUUAAAUCAUAGUUUUACAUAAGUUAAAAAUUUAUAUACGCUUCAUAAAAGUUUUCAUUCAGAAGUACUGAAAUUUUAAAAAAAUCAUAUAUGUAGUAAAAAUAGCUAUUUUCCAUAUCAGAAAUAUGAGCUAUUUUUUCCAUAUUCAUAUUGCUUAUCUAUAAAUGAUGUUUAGAUUAAGAAUAAAUACCAUUAAGUGUGCAUUCUUCAUAGUGAAUAUGCAAGACAUGUCAUUUAAUUAAAUUAAACCAUACAUUUUAGCAAUAUAUGUUACUUCAGAAUGACCUUCAUUUUCAUAUCUGCAGGAAUUUUUUCCAUGUUUAUUCAUAUAUAUAAUUUUUCCAAUGUUAUUUAACAUCUUCAAAAUAUUUAUUUAAAUAUGUUGCAGAUAAAAGAACAAAUAAUUAUUAUUGAAUGGUAAAAUUAUAUGAAUGCUAAAACAAAAAUUUCCAAAGCUAUUAUUUUAACAGUUUGUUAGAGACAAUUAGAUUUGUAGCUUUUCUUUGAAAUUCAGUUAAUGUUCAUUUCCGGCUGCAGCCUUAACAUUUAAAAGCAAGUUCUGGAGACUACAGAGUACCUUAAUUAUAGCUGUAUGCAGUGCCUUGUGUUGAUGUAAAUCUGAGAGGGGGAUAGUUUUAUUAAGAAUAAAUACAUUUAUCUGUAUGAAUCUCUACUAGAAUGAGUCUUCAUUUCUUCAGCACUUACUGAGCCAUAAUUCAAAUAAAUUAUGUUUAAGGAUUAGCAGUCAUAUUGCAUUUCAUUAAUGAGAUAGCAUCAACUGAUUUCUGUGUAGCUUAUUAUAUGAAAUAUGCAACUUUUAAAGAUACCACUUAAUAAAUCAUUUCAGUUGAGAAAAAUAUAUCUAUUCCAAGACAUGCAAUUCACUCUUUGGAUGGUUUAAUAACAUUAUUUAUGUAAUUUUAAGUAUAAUUUCUUUUACAUAGCAUAAAUGCAUUUUAAAAUCUAAGUUUUUUUUUUUUUUUUUAAUUCUCUCAUGCAAUUAGAAAUUUUUUAGAAAUAAAUUAAGCUACUAGCAUCAAGCCCUGAUUUUGAUCGUUAUACUUCCCAUCUAAUGAUAUUUUAAAAAAAUUUACAAAAUCUCUGCUUCCAGUAUGGAUUACAUUUUGAGCAGUCUUAGCAGCAGCAACAUGUUGUAAAAUAUACCAGCUCACCAGACUGUUUUCAAUGUAGCUGUUUUUAGUAUAUUAAAUGAGAUAUUUUUCUGCAUAUCAGCUGAUCAAAAUAUGUAAAUUGACACAAGUAUGUAAAUAUAUGAAAGAAGUUAUUUUUUGUACGAAACAAAUUUAAUAUUACCAACAAAGUGUUCAUCUGAUCCAUGUGAUAUCUAGAAAUUUUUAUCAGGGGAAAAAAGUUAGACCAACCAGCUUUUCAAACACUAUUUAAAAGUGAUCAAUUUUUAUUUAUUGCAAAACUGAUAAUAUUUUAGUAAUUUUAUCAGAAUGUCAUUUAUUUCUUUAUACAACUACACAAUCAGCCCUGAAAUGCCUGAAAUUCACAAAAUAUAUUGCUGUAAAAUAAAUCGGUUCCAUUCAUGAAAAUGAAUAAUUUUUCGAAGUUUUGACUACCAGUCAGUCAUUAAUAUGCAGGGUGAAAAGAAUUAAGACGCAUUACUGAAAAACAUUGAAUUAAUUUAUCAGUUACAAACUUCUAUGCAUUUAAAUCCAAUCAUUGUUUCUUAAAUGCCUUUAAAAAUAUUCUUUACUUCUAAAAGUAUGCAGUGUUAUACUGUACUGAAAAGAUUCUCGCGUAUGCAUGAACACAGAACUGGAUAAGAUUUUCUAUUUUCAAAGUGACAUCUUAGUUCUUUAAAUUUUUUCCUUGUUAAAAUAUUUUCCGCAACUGACUGGUAAAAAUUGUAACAUGAUAAUUGCAUGUGAAUUUGUCAACAGACAAGUUUACUUACUUAACUACUCCAAAUUGUGCAGGAUUAUAGAAGGUGUGGUUAAUGCCACCAGUAAUAAAGCUUUGAGAACAAAGCUUAAACAAAUGUUACAUCAGCAACAACAAAAAAGCAUUAAAAUUUCAUGUUCAGA
Molecule: messenger RNA, 7061 nt
Organism: Stegodyphus dumicola
Lineage: Eukaryota; Metazoa; Arthropoda; Arachnida; Araneae; Eresidae
Gene: shep
Product: RNA binding motif single stranded interacting protein alan shepard
Cellular component (GO): nucleus; ribonucleoprotein complex
Molecular function (GO): mRNA binding
Source: RefSeq, a predicted model, not a curated record